Messenger RNA from Salvelinus sp. IW2-2015, 3410 nucleotides. RefSeq names its product calpain 8 (gene capn8). NCBI's taxonomy places the organism in Eukaryota, Metazoa, Chordata, Actinopteri, Salmoniformes, Salmonidae. Gene Ontology annotation, molecular function: calcium-dependent cysteine-type endopeptidase activity; calcium ion binding. Gene Ontology annotation, cellular component: cytoplasm. The record is from RefSeq and is a predicted model, not a curated record. Gene Ontology annotation, biological process: proteolysis.
GCCUUUUAGUAUACACACAGAAGCAACUACGGUACAGUUCACACAGUCACACUUCACUCACUGCAGCCAUCUGAGUUCACAGCACCAUGUCCAGUAUAGCUAACCACUUGGCCAGGAGGAAAGCUAGGGAGGAAGGUGAAGGCAACAAUGACAAUGCCAUCCCCUUUAACAAGCAAGACUUCCAGACCCUGAGGAGAGAGUGUCUGGAGAGUGGGAAACUCUUCAGUGACACAUCCUUCCCUGCUGAUUGGAACUCUCUCGGGUACAAUGAGUUGGGUCGCUACUCUUCAAAAACCCGGGGCGUGGAGUGGAAAAGACCAACGGAGUUGUGCUCAAACCCUCAGUUCAUUGUUGAAGGAGCCACGAGAACUGACAUCUGCCAAGGGGCUUUGGGUGACUGUUGGUUGCUGGCAGCCCUAGCCUCUCUUACCUUGGACAAAGACAUCUUGGCUCGAGUGGUACCCCCUGGGCAGAGCUUUGAGGAGAAUUACGCUGGCAUCUUUCACUUCCAGUUUUGGCAGUAUGGACAGUGGGUGGACGUUGUGAUUGACGAUAGGCUGCCCACAAGAGAGGGGAAACUGCUGUUUGUUCACUCAGCUGAGGGCUCAGAGUUUUGGAGCGCCCUGCUGGAGAAGGCCUAUGCUAAAGUCAACAGUUCCUAUGAGGCCUUGUCUGGGGGCUCCACCACAGAAGGCUUUGAGGACUUUACUGGGGGCAUCGCUGAGACAUAUAAUCUUAGCAAAGCCCCACAGUACCUGUUCCAAAUCAUGAAGAAGGCCCUGGGGCUGGGUUCUCUUUUGGGCUGCUCCAUUGAUAUAACAAGUGCGUACGAGACGGAGGCAGUUACUCGUCAGAAGCUGGUGAAGGGGCACGCAUACUCAAUCACUGCAGCAGAAGAGGUACACCUGCAUGGGACUCCAGUUGAGCUCGUGAGGAUCAGAAACCCCUGGGGUCAGGUGGAGUGGACGGGUGCCUGGAGCGAUGAUUCCAGGGAAUGGGAUGGAGUACGGCCGGAGGAGAAAUCCAAGCUAGACCACUCUGCAGAAGAUGGAGAGUUUUGGAUGGCCUACUCCGAUUUCCUAAGGCAGUACUCCAAGCUGGAGAUCUGCAACCUAACUCCAGACACGCUGGUCAGUGAUGAAGUGGGUCGCUGGAACCACUACCAGUUUGAGGGGAUGUGGAGGGUAGGCUCUACCGCUGGAGGAUGCAGGAACAAUGCAGCCACAUUCUGCUCUAACCCCCAGUUUGCCAUUAAAUUGGAUGAUGUGGAUGAUGACCCUCUUGAUGGCAAGAAUGGCUGCACCUUCUUGGUGGGCCUCAUGCAAAAAGACGGCCGCAAAGAGAGGAGGUUCAGCCGGGACCUCAACACCAUUGGCUUUUCAAUAUACCAGGUUCCUGAUGAGUAUAAGGGCCGCACCAACAUCCACCUGGGCCCAGAUGUGCUGCUGAGACAGAAGUCUGUGGCAAUGAGCAAUACCUUCAUCAACCUGCGGGAGAUCUGUGACCGCUUCACGCUGCCCCCCGGGGAGUACGUCAUCAUCCCCUCCACGUUUGAGCCGCACAAGAAGGGCAGCUUCCUCUUGAGAGUCUUCUCCGAGAAGCAUGCUGCCACCAGUCCAAUGGAAGAGGAUAUCAGUGUGGAAGUUGAUGAGCCUGAUAUUACAGAGGGUGAUGUGGAUCCCUACUUCAAACGUCUAUUCUCGCAGAUUGCUGGAAGCGAUUCCGAAGUUUCUGCCUUUGAACUUCAAAAGAUUUUAAACAGAGUGGUGACUCAGAGAUCUCACGUAAAAACUGAUGGAUUUAGCCUCGAGACCUGUCGUCACAUCAUCAGUCUGUUGGAUAUGGAUGGCAAUGCAAAGUUGGGCCUGGUUGAGUUCCAUACUUUGUGGACUAAGAUCCAGAAGUAUUUGGAAAUCUUCAAAAGUCACGACUCUGACAACUCUGGCACGAUCAGCACCCACGAGAUGAGGGGGGCGUUGUCUGAAGCAGGAUUUCAGCUUAACAGCGAGGUGCUCCAGCUAAUUGUGUCCCGCUACGCUAACUCAGAGUACUCCAUGGAUUUUGACUGCUUCAUGGGCUGCCUGAUACGACUGGAAAUGCUAUUUAAAAUGUUCAAAACGCUUGACAAACAGGACAGUGGGAAGAUCGAAUUGGAUGCAUUGCAGUGGGUCUGCCUGGGCCUCAAUUAAGAUUCCAGAGAUUAUAAUCUACUACAGGGACAGAUGAAGACAUACAACUCAAUUGUGUUGGACUCUACAGCUACGAUUUCUCAAUGUGUUAUUUUACUGUUGCUUUUAUUGAAUUAGAAUUGGACAAAAUACUUUAUAGGGCUCUUGUCUACAGUAGCCUAUGGAUCACUCUACACCAGGGUUGGGGUCAAUCAGAUUAAAAAAAUAUUUUACCAUAAGACAUAUUGAGACCUAGGUCGCUUUUUCAAAUGUGCCCUGCACAAUACAACAAAAAAUAUACACAUUAUGGGAAGCACAAGUAAAACAUCACAAAUCACACAGAAAAACAGUUACAUUCCUACAAAAUUAAGUCCCCAAUCAAUACUCUAAACUGCCCGAACAGCACCAAAAUAUUAAGAUGAAAUGUAUUUUGUCCCAGCAGCACGGUGCUUUAAAAGUAAAACGCAGAUAUUCCUAGCUUGGUGGAGACCCUAGGAACCUCAAGAUCUAACCAAUCCUGUGAACAAGUUAGGCAACUCAUGUGUCUAUACUUCAACAGCAAAGUUAGAUCAUUUGGAAGUUUAUGAAAUGGGGCCGUGUAAACGAAAACGGAGUAAUGUAGAGAUCUACGGAUCUUUAGCGAAGUCCAGCCAACCUAUUGAUACAGUCUGCAGUGAUGAGUAUCACAACUGUCACCUGUAACAAACCGAAGGGCACAAUGGUAGAUGGCAUCCAAAGAACCAUCUAAUGAGGGAACAUGUAGUUCCUCAAACAUUCUUACUAGAGUACAAAAACAUGGAUUUUGUUUUGCCCGUACAUAUAAUUAACUUCAACUCACAAUUGAAAUUUGAAUUGAGACAUGAAAAGUUUCAUGCAUAUUACUAAAAGCAUCUGCCACUAGCCAUAUCACUCCAAAAAUGUAAUAUAACAUUUAAAAUAAUAACUUGAUUAUCACUUAAAUAUGUUUUUUUUAUGUUUCGUUUUUUAGAUGUUAGGUUGUUACUAUAUUCAUGAUAUUCAGUGAGGUCCAAUGGUAUUAGGACUGUGACAAUUUGUUUUGUUUUGAAAUUAUACAAUGACUAUGAGGUUAAAGUGCAGACUGUCAGCUUUAAUUUGAGGGUAUUUUCAUCCAUAUCAGGUGAACUGUUAAGAAAGUACAUCACUUGUAGGGGACCAAAAGUAUUGGGACAAAUUCACUUAUACUGUAUGUGUAUUAAAGUAGUCACAAGUUUAGUAUCAGUC